AAAUUAAAUAUUACAGUUGAUGAGCGUAUACGCUUGGCACCAUUCGAGCUAAAUAUGUCCCCUGUGGAAAAGCGCGAACCUGCUCCUGACCCGACAGGACCAUCAACCAUACAGAAAGUGGUCAAGACCGUCUUUUUGGUUUCAGUAUGGAUCUGUCUUGGUCUGUACUUGGAAAUCACGGGUCCAACUCUGAAAGACUUGAAACUCCGUGCUAACCUAGAUUAUGAGGACGUGUCGAGAGCCGUUUCCGGUCGAAGCAUUGGCUUCUUCAUAGGGGCCGCAUUAGGAGGAUUCCUCGUCGAUAAACUGGACCCAUACUGCGAUCUUAUGGUGGCUCUCUGUCUGGAUCUUGGAGCAACCGCGACCAUCAUAGCUCCAUAUUCCCAAAAUAUCAGCCUUAUGUGGUUUCUCUUUGUAAUGCAAGGGACAUUUGAAGGGAUAAUAAACAUCGCUGGUCAAAAACUUGUCCUGGAAAUCUGGCAAGAGAAAGCAGCAUCCCCACUUUUUCUUUUGCACUUUGGAUUCGGGGUAGGCUCUUUCAUCGUUCCACAGAUAGCAAACCCAUUUCUAGCCGUCCCUAAACCCACCGCCGCACCAAAUUCCACUAAUAUCACCACAGCAGUUCCGGUAAUCACAACGGAAGUGACGGAAUACCUCCGAGGAUCCAAAAUUGAGUGGGCGUAUCUGAUCGUAGCUUUAAUUACUAUUGGGGUAUCUCUCGUGUUUUAUUUUUACCAGUUCUGUGGUAAAUGGUCAAGAAAUCGACAGGCUAAUAGAUUGAAACAAGAUACAGAUGAUCAGCCAACCUUUCGCGAAAUCAUCGAUCCUGCGACGUGUGCUAAUGGAAAACGUCUGUUUGGUGUGCAAGUUUUUGGACUGCUGUUUCUUUUCUUUUUUAUUGCUACUGGAGGCGAACGCGUAUACGGUAAAUUCAUCCGCAGUUUUGCAAUAGAUCAUGCCAAAUUAGACGGCGAUGAGGCCUCACUGUUGAACAGCUCCUUUUGGAUCAGUUUUGCUAUUGGAAGGUUUGCAGGAUUCGUUGCUGCUAAAUGGAUUUCAAUUCGAAUCAUUCUUCUGAUCGAGGGAACAGGUGCGCUAGUUUCGGCGAUAUUAUUAAACAUUUUCGGCGAUGACAGUUCCACAAUGCUAUGGAUUCUGACCCAGCCUAUGGCGUUCUUCAUUGCUCCGUGCUUUCCCUCGGGUGUUGGGUGGGCCGAUUUUCACAUCCACUUGUCUGGUCUCGGAAUAACCUUUCUCCUGUUAGGAGGUGCUUUGGGUGGCGUGUGUUUCAUGUGGGUCAUUGGACAUGUAUAUGAAUCCAAUGGCCCCCUGUCUUUCUUUUAUGUCAUACAGGCAUAUGGGAUUCUUCUGUGUGCCUUAGUAUUUAUUCUGCAUUUCUCUACGUGGGGUAAAGGGCACCGUUUCAAAGACCAAGUUAAAGAAGUGGUUGAGGUUGUAGAUAUCAAAGCAGUGAAACUUAAUUUUGACGAAAAAUCGGACAAGGAAAAGAAUAAUAAACAAUGCAACUGAGGAGAUAAUUACCCCAGACAUUAAGCGAGAGAAUCUACUUGUGUAUAUCAUAAUCUCCUUGAAAUGUAAUCAUACUAAACUAAUGUAGUUUUCAGCGUUCCACAAUAAAGGAUCAAAAGGUG
Ostrea edulis (European flat oyster) is the source of this 1652-nucleotide messenger RNA. RefSeq names its product sodium-dependent glucose transporter 1B-like. Bases 55 to 1530 code for a protein of 491 amino acids. The record is from RefSeq and is a predicted model, not a curated record. Gene Ontology annotation, biological process: transmembrane transport. The transcript has 3 exons. Lineage: Eukaryota; Metazoa; Mollusca; Bivalvia; Ostreida; Ostreidae.